AUGUUAGCAGUUUCGUAUAAAGCGCUUCCGCUGUUCCGCAUCAGCGUGUGCAAACACAAGAGGGACCCGCUGCUCUGCUCAGGUGCCUUCACAGCGCCACCACAGGACGGAGACGAACUGAAAGUGAAAGUAUCCCUGCAACUGGGAAGAAGUCUGUGUAGUGCUCGAGCAACAAGGCGCGACAUCUACCAGUUAAUAAUCAUGGGUCUGAUCCUAAAGAUACUUAUUUACUUGGGCGUAUGUUCAGGUGUGCAGUCUGUCCAUCGCAUGUCAUGGCUGCCUUGCCAGUUCACUGAUGAGCGCGUGUUUCGGAACAAUGAAAAUCACACUGAGACUGAGCUCAUCCACAGAGAGGCUAUGCUGCAGUUUGGUCAGACAGGAGAUGCUCCUGUUAACCCUCAUGCCAUUACUUUCCUGGUCACUGGAUCUAAGUUGGACCUGCGGCGGUACGUAGAGGAAGUGGAACCAGAGCAGCUGGAGUGUGAGCUGCGUAGGUACAGUACAGAAGGAAUCCAUGUCCGCUGGCCAGUCCAGGCGGCUAAGGACUACAACCGCUGGUUCAUCUGCACAAUCAAACACACCAAAGGUCUGUUCACAGCCACCAGCUUCCUCAGACACCCGUCUGACCAACCGCCCUCAGGUCAGCAGGACUACCACAGCUGGUCUGCGAUCGCGGACAGAGAGAUACUCAGUACAACAGCUGUCAUGGUCGUUAAAACACAAUCUCCAUCAGUGAAAGUGGGCCUUGGUGCCCAACAAAAGCUCCACUGCCAGUUUGCUGUUGACCACAAAGGACCGGACGUCACUGUGGAGUGGCACUGGCAAAACCGUGGAGAGAGACUCAGACUGUUCAGCCAUACCAGCCGCUCAGGGCAGACCCAGGGGUCUGGUGUUGGGCUGAAGAGCCUCGCAGGUGGAGAUGCUUCUUAUGCUCUCCCUUUCGCCAAGAUGAGCAGUGAAGGGCUGUAUGUGUGUUCAGUGUCGGUGACUCCGCUGUUCGCCAGUCUGGACAUAAGUCUGCAUAUCGAAGAGGCUCCCCGUGUCUCCCUCAAUGUCGGACCCACUCUCUCGCUGCAGCAGGGCGAGGAGCAGAAGGUUGUUUGUGAGGCGGCGGAUUACUACCCCCUGGAUGUGGAGAUAGUUUGGUAUGAGCAGGACCCGGCAGCGUCAGGCCAGAGGGUCGGCGCUUCGCUCCCCAAGGUGCUCCAGAACGUUCUGCUGUCCAGCCACAGACACAACCAGGACAAGACCUACUCGCUGUCGGCUUUCUUCUACCUGCAGGCUUCGCUCAGGGACUCAGGGAGGCAGUUUACAUGCAGCGUUCACCAUCAGUCGCUCAGAGUGCCCAUCAGAAAGAGCUUCAUCCUGACUGUGGAAGAGCCAAGCAGCUGGAUGUUUACCCUCACUGUUGGCUUCAUUAUGGUCAUACUGCUGAUCAUCCUGUUUGUGAUGCUGCGCCUCCUGCACUCAGCAAGAAAACAAUCUGUGAAGAACAAACCAUACUGAGUGGACAAACAGCGGUGAACGUGGACUGCUCUCCUGACUCCUCCUUCCUCAAUCAUAUUUAUGUCAGAAUGUCUCAGACAUUUGAUUUUGGUUUGUUUUGUUAAAAUGAACACAGGUUUCUGUGAAACUGAAUGUGUUUUUCAUGUUGCAGUGAUUUUGCUGAUGUUAAAAGUAAAUGAAGAAAAAAAAAUAGAUUGGUCCCCUGGGCGAACAGUAAUCGAGACAUUAUUAACUGGUGGAAAUGCAGCAAUCACAUUUUAAAGGUACCAUGUGGAGUUUUGGACUACUAGUAAUAUGACUGUCAAACUGGCCAAAAGUGAUGUUUGAUCACAAACCAUUAGAAACCUCUUUUUGUGCCUGAUGUCCAUCAGAGGGAAAAUCAACAACAAGAGACAGACUGUGUUUAUUAUUUCAACAUAAACAUGUCUUUUAAAAGAUCUACAUACCUACACAUUUAAAAUAAACGAAUAACUUGUG
Chelmon rostratus (copperband butterflyfish) is the source of this 1983-nucleotide messenger RNA. RefSeq names its product dehydrogenase/reductase (SDR family) member 13b.2 (gene dhrs13b.2). Lineage: Eukaryota; Metazoa; Chordata; Actinopteri; Chaetodontiformes; Chaetodontidae. The record is from RefSeq and is a predicted model, not a curated record. Bases 1 to 1506 code for a protein of 501 amino acids. The transcript has 9 exons.